GCGCUUAUUACUUUAAAAAUCCUGCAUCUAUUGUAAAUACAACUGAUGAACUGCAUUCGAUCAUCGACAGCGCUUACAUUGUUAUCGAUGAAUCACAAUCUAUUAGCAGUUUUGAUGCUUGGCAACGCACAUUUGGUUAUUAUCUAUUACAGAGCAGUGUAAAUAUUCCUGAUUUUAUCACUUACCGGCGUGUAUAUCGUGUGAAUAAACUUGUGAAUACUGAUGGCUAUAUUGAUUGGUAUGAGAGUGCCGAUGCACGUCCUGAUAUCGCUAUACAAGAUUUGAUUGCAAUUCAGUAUCCAACUUAUCAACCUUCUUAUAAAACAAAAUGGCUUCAUGUAUUUUCGGAUAAUGAUUCUCCAAUGAUAUUAACUUCGUCUAAUUGUGUUGAUCCAAAUCAACCUCAGACCUUUGGAACUUGUAGUGCAAGUAAUUUCACUGGAGAUUCUUCUAGAGACGGUUCUCAAUCUUCUGUAAAUAAUGGAUUAAAUGGAUUAAAUGGUUCUAAAAAAUUAUCACCUAUUGCUGAGGCUUUGAUUAUUACAUUUAGCAUUCUUGCCGGUUUGGCUGGUUUUGCUGUCGGUACUUGGUUGGUUCUUGUUUUCAGAAGGAAACAUCAAGAAAGAUUUAUAGAACUAAAAGAUGAACCUGAAGUUCAGAUGUCUACCGUCACUGAACCCACGAAAACUUCCGUGUGA
This is a messenger RNA of Dentiscutata erythropus, 698 nucleotides long. The record is from the annotation of a GenBank genome assembly. NCBI's taxonomy places the organism in Eukaryota, Fungi, Glomeromycota, Glomeromycetes, Diversisporales, Gigasporaceae.